Molecule: messenger RNA, 1097 nt
Organism: Orycteropus afer afer
Lineage: Eukaryota; Metazoa; Chordata; Mammalia; Tubulidentata; Orycteropodidae
Gene: GNAT3
Product: G protein subunit alpha transducin 3
Biological process (GO): adenylate cyclase-modulating G protein-coupled receptor signaling pathway; sensory perception of sweet taste; detection of chemical stimulus involved in sensory perception of bitter taste
Cellular component (GO): heterotrimeric G-protein complex; photoreceptor outer segment; photoreceptor inner segment
Molecular function (GO): G-protein beta/gamma-subunit complex binding; GTPase activity; G protein-coupled receptor binding
Source: RefSeq, a predicted model, not a curated record
AUGGGGAGCGGAAUUAGCUCAGAGAGUAAGGAGUCGGCCAAAAGAUCAAAGGAACUGGAGAAAAAGCUUCAGGAAGAUGCUGAGCGAGAUGCAAGAACUGUAAAGUUGCUAUUAUUAGGAGCAGGAGAAUCUGGAAAAAGUACUAUUGUUAAACAAAUGAAGAUCAUCCAUAAAAAUGGCUACAGUGAGCAAGAAUGCAUGGAAUUUAAAGCUGUCAUUUACAGUAAUACGCUGCAAUCCAUCCUAUCCAUUGUGAAAGCCAUGACUACUCUGGAGAUUGAUUAUGUAAAUCCCAGAAGUGCAGAAGACCAACUACAACUUUGUGCCAUGGCAAAUACCUUGGAAGAUGGCGGCAUGACACCCAAAUUGGCUGAGGUAAUAAAACGUCUGUGGAGAGAUCCAGGAAUCCAGGCCUGCUUUGAAAGGGCAUCUGAAUAUCAGCUCAAUGACUCAGCAGCUUACUACCUUAAUGAUUUAGACAGAAUAACAGCUCCUGAGUAUGUUCCAAAUGAGCAAGAUGUUCUACAUUCUCGAGUGAAAACGACGGGAAUCAUUGAAACUCAAUUCUCCUUUAAAGACUUGCAGUUCAGGAUGUUUGAUGUAGGUGGACAGCGAUCAGAGAGAAAGAAAUGGAUUCACUGCUUUGAAGGCGUGACGUGCAUUAUAUUUUGCGCUGCACUCAGUGCCUAUGAUAUGGUCCUGGUAGAAGAUGAGGAAGUGAACAGAAUGCAUGAGAGCCUUCACCUGUUCAACAGUAUCUGUAAUCACAAGUAUUUUGCAACCACCUCUAUUGUCCUAUUUCUCAAUAAGAAGGAUCUGUUUCAAGAAAAAGUAACAAAGGUGCAUCUUAGUAUCUGUUUUCCAGAGUACACUGGGCCAAAUACAUUUGAAGAUGCAGGGAACUACAUCAAGAACCAGUUUCUAGACCUGAAUUUAAAAAAAGAAGACAAGGAAAUUUAUUCCCAUAUGACCUGUGCCACAGACACCCAAAAUGUCAAGUUUGUGUUUGAUGCGGUUACAGAUAUAAUAAUCAAAGAAAAUCUGAAAGACUGUGGACUUUUUUAAUUAAUUCUUUUCAUUUCUGCACUUGCUUGUAU